GUCCCCCAUUCGCCCUGUCAGCUCUCCUCAAUCGACUCCUUCAGGUGGUCACAAGCCGGAGUCAGGUGUUUGUCCCGACAACCUCCUCGUCCUCCCCUGCUGGCCCUUCCGUGAUAACCGAACUGCAGCGCGCUCAUUUAGAUUUUUUUAUUUGCCGUUCGCUGUUCGUUCUCUUGCUGCUGAAUCAAUUGUCACAGUUGGGCCCGCCAAUUGUUUGCCCAGUUGGAGUAGUUGCGGCAUCGGAGACGCCUAUCUCGAGAUCCCCCGAUCCCCGAUUCCCGACCGCCAACCGCCGAAUUAGCACUACGAUUGUCACACAUCACAAAGGCAUGCGAUAGCGGUUAUAUAGCACCAAAGCAAACAUGCCGGACUCUAUUAAGAAUUCACCUCCGCCGAUACAGCACUUGGGGACAUCACCCGGCUCCAAUCGCGGCCGCUCCUAUGAUCGCGCCGAGUCCACCGCCCGCCUCGCUUCCCCGGUAGCGCUUGGAACGUCUCCUGCGGUCCGCUCACAACAAUCGGUGGCCGAUGAUUCCAGCAGCGGCGGUUUGACUCCCCUUCCCGGCGCCGGCUCGCACGUUGCUGGCCCAGGCGUCUCGGCCCUCGCCGCCGCGCUGUCCAAUUCCCUGGGCGCGUCACCGCCUCGGUUCGGCACGCCGCCUGUCCGCACAGCCUCUCCCGCCCUCGUUCCCUUCAACGCCCCGGCCUCCGGGACGCCUACAAACUACGGCUCGUUCGAUGGGAGGAAACAAUGGGGUGGCGCGUAUGAGGAUCCGGAAAUCAUCAAGAGGCACUUGGUGCAGCCCGGCGACGGGUCGUCAGAGGAUGUAACGAGGAGGGGUAGCGAUGGGUCCAAGGGCAAACAGGCCGCCGCCUCGGCGCAGCCUGACCUGGACGAGGGGUUCUCGAGCCUGCAAUUACAAGGAGGGGACAUCACGCGACCUAUCUAUAAGUGGACUGCCGAGGUGGACCAGCGGGGCAAGAUGCAGCGCAGCAAGAGUUUCAGCGUCGUGAGGCCGGACCCGGAGACCCAGGAGCUUGAUAUUAACAAUAUCAAGGUCCCCGGAGGGUUCCGCCGCAACUUCAUCCGAAGGGCCGCGAGGGAUGGCGAAGAAGUGGAGUAUGGUUCGGGUAGUAGCCAGAACCAGGCGCAACCUCAGCUCUUUACGAACAACUUCCUCGAGUUCUUGAGUUUGUACGGUCAUUUCGCUGGCGAGGAGCUCGAAGAAGACGACGAAAUGUUGAAUCCCGGCGAAUAUUUCACCUCUGGCAGCGAGAGCGACGUCUACGAGUCGGGCUCGGACGAGGAGCCCAUGGAGGAGAGCGCGCUGUUGACACCGUCACGGCGCAAGAGGAGGAGGAAGCACCGCGGAGGCAGCGGCCAAAACAGCCCCAUGAACGCGGCACUGCUCCUCCUCAAGUCCUUUGUCGGAACCGGUGUCCUGUUCCUCCCCCGCGCGUACCUGAACGGCGGCAUGCUCUUCAGCAACUUGGUCCUCCUCUUCGUGGCGGCGUUGAGUUACUACUGCUUCGUUUUGCUCGUCACGACGAGGCUAAAGGUCGACGGCUCCUUUGGCGACAUCGGCGGCAUCCUCUACGGAAAGUGGAUGAGGAACCUGAUUCUGGCUUCCAUCGUCAUCAGUCAGCUGGGUUUUGUCGCGGCCUACAUUGUCUUUACCUCGCAGAAUCUACAAGCGUUCAUUCUUGCCGUGACCGACUGCAAGACCCUGAUCCCCGUCACCUGGCUCAUCAUCAUGCAAAUGGUGGUGUUCCUACCUUUCUCCCUCCUCCGCGACAUCGGAAAGCUCGGCUUCACCGCGCUAAUCGCCGACGCCUUCAUCAUCAUCGGCCUGGCCUACCUCUUCUACUACGACGUCCUCACGCUCAACACGAAGGGGCUCGCCGACAUCGUCAUGUUCAACCAGAAGGACUGGACUCUCUUCAUCGGCACGGCCAUCUUUACGUUCGAAGGAAUCGGCCUUAUCAUCCCCAUCCAGGAGUCGAUGCGCCACCCCCAGAAGUUCCCCAAGGUCAUGUUCGUCAUCAUGGUCAUCAUCACCACGCUCUUUGUGGUCAUGGGCGCCAUCUCGUACGCCGCCUACGGGUCCAAGACGGAGACGGUGGUGCUGCUCAACCUGCCGCAGGACGACAAGCUCGUCAACGGCGUCCAGUUCCUCUACUCGCUCGCCAUCCUGCUGUCCACGCCGCUGCAGAUCUUCCCGGCCAUCCGGAUCACGGAGAACGCGCUGUUCACCAAGAGCGGCAAGUACAACCCGUACAUCAAGUGGCAGAAGAACGGCUUCCGCUUCCUCGUCGUGGUGCUGUGCGCGUUCGUCGCGUGGUGCGGCGCGGAUAACCUGGACAAGUUCGUGGCGCUGGUCGGCAACUUUGCCUGCAUCCCGCUGGUGUAUAUCUACCCGCCGAUGCUGCACUACAAGGGAGUGGCCAAGUCUGCGCUCCGGCGGUGGUCCGAUAUUUUGCUCUGCAUCUUUGGCGUCAUCGCCAUGGCGUACACGACCAGCCUGACGGUCAUGAGCUGGGCCAACAGCCCCGGUGGCGGCCUGCCAACCCAUUGCGAGGAUAAGGGACUAUAAAUGGGACGGGACGGGGCGAGGAAAGAGCGAGGGGAGCGCCUUGUGUAGGUAUAUUUGACGCCUUGGGUUGCGGUUCUUUUUCUUAUCUUCUUCUGCGGUUGUGAGAUAGGUACCGUUCUUGAGCAUGGAACUUCCUGGCGUUUUUAUUUGCAUGGGCGGAGCUGGAUUUCAGGGCAAGCUUUUUUGGUUAUUUCAGGGGUUCUGUAUGUUGGUAUAGAUGGGUAGAGGAUACACGAUUGGCGCGAGUGGUUGAGGAGAUGGAUGGUCGAGAGGGGUCACGAGCGUGAGUACAGCGAGUUUGAGUACAGCGAGUUUGAGUACAGCGAGUUUGAGUAUAGCGAGCGAAAGUACAGCGGAGGGCUCAUGCCAGCCAGCUAGCUGUGCAUGGUAUAGCGAAGACAAAGUAGAAUGUGCGUGUCUUGUCUUG
Chaetomium fimeti is the source of this 3021-nucleotide messenger RNA. Its product is annotated as transmembrane amino acid transporter protein-domain-containing protein. Lineage: Eukaryota; Fungi; Ascomycota; Sordariomycetes; Sordariales; Chaetomiaceae. The transcript has 2 exons. Gene Ontology annotation, cellular component: vacuolar membrane. Gene Ontology annotation, molecular function: L-tyrosine transmembrane transporter activity. The coding region runs from base 363 to 2594 and encodes 743 amino acids. The record is from RefSeq and is a predicted model, not a curated record. Gene Ontology annotation, biological process: amino acid transmembrane transport.